AAGAGUCUCGCUUGCGUUGUUCCGGCAACACAAAAACGACAUAGCCUAGCAAAACACAAUCGCAUUUGGACCACAUGAUUUCGUGGGAAAAGGUUCAUUCAGCAAAACAGAUGUAAUGUAAGUUAAGUACAUGAAAGCUAGCGAGAUUUCUCCAUUAACACACACAAAAUAGUACAAAAGACAGCUAAUAUAACACUAUUUGCCUCAUUGUUACAGUGGAAUUUAUUAUUUAUUUUAUCUUUUCAGUGAUUAAAAGAUGCAUUGUGCGGUGGUUCGUUGGUAACGGUUUUAAUUUGAACGUUCAUAACGGAAACCCAAACAAGUAAGGUUAGCUCGCUUGACGCUAGUCCGCUAACUUCAGUUAUGGUCAGCCAACCGAAGCAUGGGGUACUUUGACUCUCUUCGUUUUUUUACUCGCUAACGUUAAAUAAUGAGAAUGUCGUGUCGAGUGUUGUGACAUGGUCGAUAUUUACUGUUUUAUUUAAUUUAAUUUUAAAACGGAAACGCCAGCCUGUACGUAACACAGCGAACUCUUCUCUGUAGUACGUUAUCCCUCACCUCCCCGACCAGCGUCGACCACUGCUAGCUAUUAUGUGAUUAUGAAUAACUGCCGUCGAGGGAAGUUAUAAUUGACAUUAUCAUAUCUGAAUGGCUACAAUAGCAGCUUCUCUGUCUUCAUUUAACGCCCGCAUGCUGUUAUUUCGCCAGCCAUUUGAGCUGCGCGUCGGGAGGAACCUCUAUAUUUUGUUGGCGGAAACAACCGAACCCACGACGCUGUAGUUGACGUCCGAAAAGAUGUCUUUCUUCAAUUUUCGGAAGAUAUUCAAGUUUGGGCCUGAUAAGAAGAAGAAGCAGUAUGAACAUGUGCAUAGAGACGUUAACCCAGAGGAAUUUUGGGAGAUCAUUGGGGAGCUGGGAGAUGGAGCGUUUGGGAAAGUGUUCAAGGCCCAGAACAAGCAGAAUGGGACCCUCGCUGCUGCAAAGGUUAUUGACACAAAGACAGAGGAUGAACUGGAGGAUUACAUGGUAGAGAUUGACAUCCUGGCCUCCUGCAACCACCACCACAUCGUUAAACUGCUGGAUGCCUUCUAUUUUGAAGGCAAACUUUGGAUUCUGAUUGAGUUCUGUGCGGGUGGUGCAGUGGAUGCCAUCAUGUUGGAGCUGGAGAGGCCCCUGACAGAGCCCCAGAUCCGUGUGGUGUGCAAGCAGACCUUGGAGGCCUUGUCAUACCUCCAUGAGAACAAGGUCAUCCACAGAGACUUGAAAGCCGGGAACAUCCUACUCUCCUUGGAUGGAGAUGUGAAACUGGCUGACUUUGGGGUGUCUGCUAAAAAUACCAAGACAUUACAGAGAAGAGAUUCUUUCAUUGGCACUCCAUAUUGGAUGGCCCCAGAGGUGGUAAUGUGCGAAACAUCCAAGGACCGUCCAUACGACUAUAAGGCUGACAUCUGGUCCCUCGGGGUAACCCUGAUAGAGCUGGCGCAGAUCGAGCCACCCAACCACGAGAUGAAUCCCAUGAGAGUGCUGCUGAAAAUAGCCAAGUCCGAGCCGCCCACGCUCAUGCAUCCCUCUCGCUGGUCACCAGAAUUCAGCGACUUUCUGCGGAAAGCACUGGAUAAGAAUGUGGACAGUAGGUGGGACACACAGCAGCUUCUACAGCAUCCUUUUGUCACCAGUGUAACUGAUAGCAAGCCUCUCAGAGAGAUCAUAGCCGAGGCCAAAGCUGAGGUCACAGAGGAGAUCGAGGAUAGCAAGGAGGAGGAGGAGGAGGAAGAGCCCGAUACGCCUGUGGCGGUUCCUGGGCACAAGCGAGCGGCAUCUGAUGCCAGCGUGGCCAGCUCAGAGGAUGACAGAGUCCCACCAACUCCCUCCAUGCUGGAAUCUGUUACAGAAAAAACGGAGGCUGAGCCCGCUGAGGACCGAACCAGUGAUAAGCUCUCUGACGAAGGACUUGGAACAAGUGAAGUAGACAAGACUGAGGAGGAGAAACUCAAUGAGGUGUCUGAUGCCAGUAAUGAAGACCUGGCCUCUGGGCUAAUAGAGCCUACCAAGGACAUUAUCUCACAAGAACAUACAGAGCCUAAACUAGAUGAUGGCCAAGCUGAAAAGAUUCCUGCUCAGCCUGUAGUAUCACAGCUAGAAGAACCGAUAGAAUUUGUCACAGAUGGUCAAGAAACACAGGAAGAACUGAAGGAGACACAAGAGUACGAACCUACCCAAGUAAUAGAAGAAGAAAGAGAACCCGAGAAGGUGAAAGAAGAGGAAGAAAAAGAAGCAGAGACAGAAGAAGCCAGAGAAUCACAAGGGCAACCUGAAGAUAUACCAGAAGAACCCGAAUCCCUAUCAGGACAGGUGGCUGAGGGAGGAGAAGAAAGCAAAGAAGCAGAUGAGGAGAUACUUCAACAUAAAGCAACAGAGGACAGAAUAGAAGACACAGCUAAUGGCACAGAUGUAAAUAUUAACACAGAGAAUAUAGAAUCAAAUGUAAUUGAUACAAACAUAAAUGGAGACGCAGACACAAAUUCGAGUGUGGAGGAGUCCUCCGCUGAGGUUUUGUUUGAGAAGGAAGCCAUAGAAAGUCGGGCAGAUGACAAGCCUGAGAAUGAGGCCCCCGAGCAGCCAGAGCAGCCUGAACAAGACAGUCACCCCAGAGAGGAGGUUGGACUGGAGGAUUGGGCUCCAGCUGAAUCCACAAAUGGAGUCAGUGAAGAAGCCAAAGACACCUCUGAGGAUUCAGAACAAGUGGUCCCAUGUAAAGAUGUCACUGCGAAGGAAGAUGAGGAGAAGGCCGCUCCUGCAGAUGAGAGCACUUUCCAAGAUGCUGUCUCUGUCCCGGAGAGUGAAACGGAUUCCGAAAGCAAGCUCGAGCAUGGAAGCCCUGCUGUGAUCAAGCCAGAUGUGGAGAAGGACUCUGACUCUGGAAGCAGCUCUGCUGCUGAUAGCAACAGCCUUGACCUUAAUCUGUCCAUCUCCAGCUUCCUCUCCAAGAGCAAAGAAGGGGGCUCUGUGUCUAUGCAGGAGUCAAAACGUCAGAAGAAGACUCUGAAGAAGACACGUAAGUUCAUGGUGGAUGGUGUGGAGGUCAGCGUGACAACAUCAAAGAUAGUUACAGAUAACGACACCAAGAGCGAAGAGAUGAGGUUCCUGAGGCGGCAGGAGUUGAGAGAGCUGCGCCUCCUGCAGAAAGAGGAGCAAAGGGCCCAGCAGCAGCUGAGCAACAAGCUGCAGCAGCAGAGAGAGCAGAUCUACCGGCGCUUUGAACAGGAAACUGCUGCUAAGAAGCGUCAGUAUGACCAAGAAGUGGAGAAUCUUGAGAAGAAGCAGAAGCAGACCAUUGAGCGACUGGAACAGGAUCACACCAGCCGGCUCCGUGAUGAAGCCAAACGCAUCAAAGCGGAUCAAGACAAGGAGCUCUCCAAGUUCCAAAACAUGCUGAAGAACCGGAAGAAAGAGGCAGUGGCCCAGGUUAUGAUACAGUCUUUUCAGUUGUCCUCAUGCGCACUCUUCAACGCUCAGAUGCAGGAUGAGCAGGAGUUCCUACAGAAGCAGCAGCAAGAGCUGGACGGAGCUCUAAAGAAAAUCAUCCAGCAGCAUAAACUAGAGAUCGCCACUAUUGAGAGAGACUGCCUCAACCACAAGCAGCAGCUGAUGCGAGCUCGAGAAGCAGCCAUGUGGGAGUUGGAGGAGCGCCACCUGCAGGAGAAGCACCAGCAGCUGAAGCAGCAGCUGAAGGACCAGUACUUCUUGCAGAGGCACCAGCUGCUGAAGAGGCAUGAGAAAGAGAUGGAGCAGAUGCAGCGCUACAAUCAGCGGUUGAUAGAGGAGAUGAAGAACAAGCAGACUCAAGAGAGGGUCCGUUUGCCCAAGAUUCAACGCAGCGACGCCAAGACCCGCAUGGCCAUGUUCAAGAAGAGCAUACGCAUCACCGCCACUGCAUCCGUCACGCCAGAGCAGGAGAGAGAGAGGAUAAAACAGUUUGCUUCUCAGGAAGAAAAGAGGCAGAAGAACGAGAGGCUCCAUCAACACCAGAAACACGAGAACCAGAUGAGGGAUCUGCAGCUGCAGUGCGACUCAAACAUCAGAGAGCUGCAGCAGCUACAGAAUGAGAAAUGCCACCUUCUGAUUGAACAUGAAACCCAAAAGCUGAAGGAGCUGGAUGAGGAGCACAGCCAAGAGAUAAAGGAGUGGAGAGAGAAGCUGAGACCCAGGAAAAAGGCUUUAGAGGAGGAGUUCACACGGAAGCUGCAGGAGCAGGAGGUCUUCUUCAAGAUGAGCGGUGAAUCUGAAUGCCUUAACCCCACCACCCAGAGUCGAGUAUCAAAAUUCUACCCCAUCCCAAACCUGAACAACUCUGGUUUAUAGCCUCAUGUCUGUCUGUGCUACAAAACAGACUCCUACCGAACUGCGCUCACUGACUCGCCCUUGCGGAGCGACAUCAUCUCUCCGACCGUUACUGAUAAACAUGAAAAAUGUCUUCACUGCUUUGAUUCCACCAUUGGUGAGCAUGACAUGCCUACACACUGAUCCCUCACUUAAUCAAUUUUUCUCAGCUUCUUGGGAAACUUCCAGUGGAUAAUAUGCACUUUUUGGAGCAUGUUGGAAUUUGAAAAGUUAGCUAAGGCCAAUCAUGCUUAUGAGUGAGCACAGCCUGCUACAGUACGAAUGAUCUCUAGUGCCUCAUUUGUUCUUUUUUUCUGCAUUUAGGCCCUUCCCCUGUGUUUUCUCAGCUUGCGGUAAAUACACCACCCCCCUGAAUGUCUUGCACUUAAACAACUGGUUAGCAUUUCCACCUCUUAACAAGAUGUUGAGAGAUUGUUUUAAUCAUUUCACGCAAGGUGGUGAUUCAGCCGACACUGAGAUUUGUUUUCCUGCAUGUGAGGUCGAACUGGUUCAUAGGAGAUCAACUGAUGAGUCUGUGGACUCAAAAAGAAAAAGUCUGUCGUUGUAAGACUUUGUUACGUCUGUGUAGUCCUACAUGUCAUCACGGGAAUCAAAAACAGCUCCGUUUUGGGAUCAUAAAGGCUGUCGAGUUCAAAUUUAAAGGAAUGUACUGUGCUGUAAAUGACGCGCUGAGUGAAAUGUUACGUGUGUGCACCUACAUAUGAAGUUUAAUCAGAUACUGUGCUUAACCAUGAAGAUUUUACAGUCUUGCGAGAUGAAUAAACAAAAAUAUAUCUAUUGCUUUAGCACAUUAUUUCAUGUCAGUGCUGUGCUCCCAAACACACAUUCCCCCUGUUCAGUUUAACUCUGAGAAUGACGAAAUACUUUUUUCUUUCUUCUAAUCUUUUUAAUGUAGAAAAUAAAUCACUACCUUCUGGGAGUAAUUUCGAGAGUUGUUCUCACAAAGGAAUGCUUUGUUGUGACAUAUACAAACACAUGAAUACUGAAGGAAUGUAAAGCUGUUGAUUUGCACUGUUUUGCCACUUGAACUAAAGAAAAAAUAUGCAGUAAUAUAAAUUGUCAAUGUAUGCUUGACAGUGAGUCACCUUUGUCUCACCCAAGUCUAUUCAAACUCCAAACUGACUGAAUUAUUUCAACAUUUUUACUCACAAUUUUGCCUUUUUUUAGUUUAAAAAAAAACAAAUGCCCUUGAGUAUUUUAUGGCCACAUCUAGUUUUCUAAACAUGUAUUCCUGAUAUAUUGAUGCUGUAAUCGCUCUUUUUGUUGAGCUUUUGCUCUUGCUGAGUCCAGUAUUGUACGAAAGGUAAAAUGCCGUAUCUGUAAGCGUUUGAGUUUCAACGUGUGAGACGUCCUUCGCUGUAUUUUAUGAGCAAAGUAAUGGUGGUUCACAAAAAGAGACCUUCUUUAAGAUAACGAUACCUGAUUAUUACUUUGCCACUGCGAUGCAUGUUAUAAUUUUUGUACGCUGACAUUAACGUUGACUUGUCAUGAAUGCUGGAUUUUUAUUGGGGUCAUUGGAGACUGUGUCAGAUUGUGAAUUACACCAUACCAUAUAUUUCAAAUACUUUUUUAUUUUGUUAAGUUACAGCAUUUUAAUGUGUCAUUCUACCACAGUGAAUAUUCUUAGUAUAUUUGAUGUCAGAUCAAAUGUAUUUCAAGUGUCUAUAUGGACAUUUUUUGUUGUAAAUAAAACACUGACUGUUUAUUUGA
Micropterus salmoides (largemouth bass) is the source of this 6111-nucleotide messenger RNA. It is a transcript of the gene slka, whose product is annotated as STE20-like kinase a. Gene Ontology annotation, molecular function: ATP binding; protein serine/threonine kinase activity. The transcript is spliced from 19 exons. Gene Ontology annotation, biological process: protein phosphorylation. The coding region runs from base 796 to 4362 and encodes 1188 amino acids. The record is from RefSeq and is a predicted model, not a curated record. Lineage: Eukaryota; Metazoa; Chordata; Actinopteri; Centrarchiformes; Centrarchidae.